Messenger RNA from Oncorhynchus tshawytscha (Chinook salmon), 5136 nucleotides. It is a transcript of the gene tfap4, whose product is annotated as transcription factor AP-4 (activating enhancer binding protein 4). Gene Ontology annotation, cellular component: nucleus. Gene Ontology annotation, biological process: regulation of transcription by RNA polymerase II. Gene Ontology annotation, molecular function: DNA-binding transcription factor activity, RNA polymerase II-specific; protein dimerization activity; RNA polymerase II cis-regulatory region sequence-specific DNA binding. The record is from RefSeq and is a predicted model, not a curated record. The transcript is spliced from 8 exons. NCBI's taxonomy places the organism in Eukaryota, Metazoa, Chordata, Actinopteri, Salmoniformes, Salmonidae. Bases 525 to 1349 code for a protein of 274 amino acids.
AUGCAGUCCCUCUGUCCGCGGAAGGAGGCUUUUGGUAGUGCUGUGUGAUUCCUACCAGCUGUUUCCCGCCUUGAAAGACAUCCGAUCAGCUGCAACUACACACAUACACGUACAUGCAGAGGGAAAGAGAGAGAGAGAUUGAGAGCGCCACACAACGAGGGAACCCUAUCAGCUGGAAGUAGAGUAACGUUUAGAACUCCGACUGCUCUCCUACUACAUAAGGAAUUUUCCGAAUUAUGAAAUUAUUCUAGAUUUAUGAGCAAGGGAAUUUGCACCUGAAACUGGAACAUAUUUUGUGCGUUAAUUCAUUUGAACCGGGGGACACACAACUGGAGAGGAAAUCAUGGAGUAUUUCAUGGUACCAGCACAGAAGGUGCCCUCCUUGCAACAUUUUAGGAAAACGGAGAAGGAAGUGAUUGGGGGUCUUUGUAGCCUGGCGAACAUUCCUCUGACCCCAAAAGACGGCGCGCGACCAGGCGCGGCGGAUCCGCCGGGAGAUCGCCAACAGCAACGAGCGGCGGCGCAUGCAGAGCAUCAACUCCGGCUUCCAAUCGCUCAAGACGCUCAUCCCCCACAGCGAUGGAGAGAAACUCAGCAAGGUGGGUCCGAGGGAGGAAAGGAAGGGAGAGAAACUCAGCAAGGCGGCCAUCUUGCAGCAGACAGCAGAGUACAUCUUCGCUCUGGAGCAGGAGAAGACCCGGCUACUGCAACAGAACAGCCAGCUCAAACGCUUCAUUCAGGAGUUCAGCGGCUCCUCCCCAAAGAGGAGGCGCGGGGCGGAGGAGAAGGAUGAAGGGAUCGGUUCCCCAGACAUUUUGGAGGAGGAGAAGACUGAUGACCUGCGGAGGGAGAUGGUGGAGCUGAGACAGCAGCUGGACAAGGAGCGUUCUGUCCGCAUGAUGCUGGAGGAGCAUUUGAGACAGGAGGAGGUCUGCUGUGUUGUGGUUGGUGGUACUCAGCCUGAACAUGUGUUAGGAACUCACUCCGAGCAGCAGGAGAGAGCCAGCACCCCAGCCCACAGCCCACAGGUGCUGGCCCCCAGGUCGUCCCCCGCCCCCACCCACCACCCCACGGUCAUCGUCCCAGCCCCCGCACCAGCCCCGCCUCCCCAUCACGUCACCGUGGUAACCAUGGGCCCGGCCUCUGUCAUCAACACAGCCUCCACAUCUCGCCAGAACCUGGACACCAUUGUGCAGGCCAUCCAGCACAUUGAGAGCAUCCAGGAGAGGGUGGGGGAGGAGGAGCAGCGCCGGGCGGUGAUCGUCACCCAGGGACGCGCCCUCACAGACACAGCGGGGUCCGACACGGCGUCCGACAGCGAGUGGCCAGAGGACUGCUCACUGCCCUGAGGCCUCCCAUCACACACAGGGGCCACGAGAGGGGGCCCUGUACAACACCCACAAUACUCUGAUUAUAUGGCCAUUUAUUAGGUUGGAUAGACGGAUCAGACACACACACACACUGAACUAGGAUAGUCUACUGUAGCUGGAUAAUUACACAUACACACUUCUUUCUGUCUCCCUUUUCUGCUUUCUUGCUUUUUCUCAAACCGGACAAAAAACAUCAGUAGAAAGGUGAUGGGUUGACCUGACAGUUCCACAUAGCUCAAGCAGCCAGCAGCCUUCCAAUUGGUCACGAAACACCCAUUCAACCCACUCCCUCUCUGGGUCUAGCUCCUCCAGAGGGCUGCCAGAGGAUGGAAGUGUCACACCCAUCCAACCCACUCCCUCUCUGGGUCUAGUUCCUCCAGAGGGCUGCCUGAGGAUGGAAGUGUCACACCCAUUCAACCCACUCCCUCUCUGGGUCUUGCUCCUCCAGAGGGCUGCCUGAGGAUGGAAGUGUCACACCCAGGUCCAGCCUGGUCCCUUGGCUCAGUUGUCAAAUGGAGACUCUUUCUCACCUUCUCCAAAACCAAAUAAGCAACUUCUGCCCAGCGAGCAGGAGAGCGCGCCUGGACAGGACAGGUGUACCCCAACCAGCAGCACAGCCGUCCCAGGUGACCCCACAUACUAGAGAUCAUUUCUACAAGAAAUCCUCUACUUCCUGUAUCUCUUCACCAUAUUUCUACCCAGGGGAAUCUCCCCUGAGCGAUGAGACACUGUGAGCAUUCAAAGACACAUUCUGAAUCAGUUCCAACACACCUUUUGGCUCCUUAGUAAGAGACAAUGUUGUCGUUUUUCUGUUUACAAAGAAUUUGUAAGAGUUUACGCUACAGGUUUUCUUUUUGAUCUUGUGUUCUGCUCAGUGGCUCUGGUCGAUAAAUCACAGGGAUUGAAAUGAAACGUGACAACACAGAAAAGGCCCAUAUUGACGCAGCUAGAGGUCUGUUCAUUUCAGUGGUGCUGUUAGGAGACAAAGCUAAGCUUACUAUGGAAAGAGGAGGAGUGCACUUCUGGUUCCCUCUUUCUCUUUUUGGGCCAUCACACUUUUUACUGGGCUGGGUUCCCAGUAGACAUUUAUAUAGGUGACACUCUCCCCUAAAUAGUAGUACAGAUGAAAACCUGUAACACCGAUUCACCCUUUUGUCUGUUGCUUCUGACAUUUUGGCAUCUAGCUUGUUGAAUAAGCUAAUCGAUGGGUACGUCUUGAGUUUUAAAACUCUGUGUGUUUUUGCUGUUGUACACACAGGGUAGGCUGGUGUAUCUGGCUCCACGCUGUAAUUAGGUGGGUUGUGUCCGCGGUUAGGAAAGCCCUGUAUUUGGGACAGGCCUCUGUUUGAUAUCGUAGGAGAACACACACACACCCCCCUGUGCAAUUAAUGGUCCCAGAUCUGAUAAAGCUCCUCCCAUCAUCUGAUAAAGCUCCUCCCAUCAUUUGUCCUUGAGUUUUGGAAACGUCUCUCUGAUGUUUGUGAGUUUAGAUCCUUAACUGCCAAUGAUAUUGGUUGACUGUGCAUUUGACUCUAUGUUUCCACUAAGAGGAACACGCGUCCUGGGGGGUAGGUAUCUCUGGUAUCACCAUACUACUCGGCAUCGUGAUACUUGGCGUGGUAUCACGUCAUUAGUAAAAUGUUGAUAUUGUGACAACCCCACUCUGAAAAUAGGCACAUUUUCUUGCGGUUUCCACAGAUUUCUAGCGUGUCGCCGUGCAAAACAAAAUGUUUUGGCUCCUUUGUGUCCUGACCAGUUAGCAUCCCUGGCUAUUGUCCGUUUUAUUAUUGUGCUUUUCAGCGUGUUUCAUUCUCUCUGUCAAGUCUGUCUAUGAUGGUUCUGUUGUGCCCCAGAUAUGACAGUGGUUUUACAGGGAUCACAGACACUUUUUCAAAAGCCUGAGUUUUCCCAGGCUGACCUGAUUGAAACCUUGUUGUUUUGGGGGUUCUCCUAUCCCGUGGAGUGAGGGGGGAAUGCAGACACACAUCUACAGUCAUGGUGGGUUCGAGAGAGCCAGAUUCUGUGCAGAUUGUCAGAUCCUUACAAUACUUACAGAAAUGAUUUAGAAUAUGCCCAUCUGGGUUGCACCCAGGAUAACACGCUGCCUGAGAGAGAGGGGGCAGCGGUUUGCCAUAACACAGCUUCUAAUGUGCAGGGUAGGCACUGUGAGGCCAGCCUUAACUCAACCCUGGAGUCAGAGCGAGAAAGAGGUAGAGGCUGGCCACACCUAUAUAGAGAAAGCCUGAACACUGUUCAAUAGGAUUGAUACUGUAAACCUUUUAUGUCCAGAACCUCCCAAUAUAAAUACACACUUGGUGGCUUAUGCUUGGUUUUAGUGUGCUGCGGUUUCCAAAAGGAGAUGUGGAUGCAUUGUUUUUCAACAUUCCAGAAGAUUCCACCAGUACCUUUAGCAUCUCUAACUGGCACUUUUCAAGAGCAAAAAGCAACGAUUUUGUCUGAGGUUAUUUUUGGCCACAAUACGGCCAAUCGCAAAGGAAUUGUUUUUAAUGUCAAAUGAUUUGAUGGUAAAUUGUAUUGAUUUGUUGAUUGUCCCUUAUGUCUUCCCUUUGAGUGUAGAGGGAGUCCUUUUACUGCUGGUCAGAUGAGACGCAUCUCCCUCCUAUCCUUCCUUCUUGGUAUUUACAGUGGAUUCACACUGGCCACGUUCAAGGCCACUUCAUUGCAGUCGCAUGCCAGAACCUCACAAUGCCUGGAUAGGUGUUUUUGUAUCAGCUUACCACAAAAUGACACCGCCAACUGAUGCCGGACUGGAAAGUCAGUGAGGUGGCACGCAGCCAUAGGUUGCUGCAUGCAGUGCUACUGUAAUGUAGUCAGCCUGGAACGCAACCACUGUGUUCACCCAGGAAAAAACCAACUUAGCCAUGUUGAGUUCCAUUAUUUGUAAAUGGUCAGUGAUUCUUGAGGUGUGCCCUCUAUAAACCUUCUAAUCUGGAUGGGUAGGGGCAGUCCUCUGAUCCAGUCCUAUUGAUUGCUGAACAAAAUGUUGUUUUUGUUUGAUUACGCUUUAUGCUAUGUCCUUAGUAGCCCUUUUCAGUACCUGUGUUCAAACAUUUUCUCUGCUGAUGCCAAGCACUGUCCCAUAGAUGUUUUGUGUAUCUUCUAUACGAUAUCUCUGUUAGAUACAUAACAGAUUGCCUGUGAGGUGGGCAGGGGUCAGGGAGGGGGUCAGUGAAUGGGGGGGGUUACGGUUCUAAAGCACUUACUGUACUAUAUAUGGGAGAGGGUUCCUCUUAUUUUUCUGAAAGGGGGCCUCUCCUCGGCUGAAGCUCUUGAUAUGUUGUGAGACUAAAACCACACAGCUGUGUAUUUCCCCUUUUCCCUGUGUCUGACCCGGUCAUAUACCCUGGGUGUAUUCAUUAGGCACCAAACGGAAGAAAAUGGACUGAAACAGGGAGAUACUAACUGACUUUCCCCAAUAAGAAACAGUUGUUUUAAUUUUCCAUUGCUACGGUGUGCCCUAGUGAAUACAACCCCUGUCCCAUGUCUGUCUGUCCCUCAUCUCUUUGUCUGUCUGUAGUCGACACAAGACUCUCAUCCUGUCUUCCCUCUCCGUCACUCACGCCCUCCUCUCCUCCCCAGCUCCUCUUUAUCUGUUGUCUUGUGUUUUGUUGGACAGUCAGUCCACACGGUCGUUGAGAAGCUAUUAUAUUUAGAGUUUUUUUUAAGAAGAAACUUGUGGGUGGAUAAAGAAGAGGCUUGUGCCUUUUGUAAAGACAGAAUAAUAAAGUUUGUACUUCAUUUUUUA